Molecule: messenger RNA, 1751 nt
Organism: Alnus glutinosa
Lineage: Eukaryota; Viridiplantae; Streptophyta; Magnoliopsida; Fagales; Betulaceae
Product: protein DETOXIFICATION 12-like
Exons: 8
Coding region: 148-1578 (476 amino acids)
Biological process (GO): xenobiotic detoxification by transmembrane export across the plasma membrane
Cellular component (GO): membrane
Molecular function (GO): xenobiotic transmembrane transporter activity; antiporter activity
Source: RefSeq, a predicted model, not a curated record
GAAGUGUAAACUAGCAACAAUCAAAAUCCUAACCACAGUUUUGUCAUAUUAGAUACAACGUAUGUAUUGAUGAAGCCAAGCAAAAGAAUAAGUACUCCCUCUUACUCGUUCUUUAUAAAGCUCAAGUGAGAAAUUAAAACACAAGGCAUGGGAGAAAUGCUAGAAAGUGAAGAGAAAAAAUGGGGUGCGUUUGUUCAGGAGCUGAAGAAGACAAGCUCUAUAGCGGCACCAAUGGCGGUGGUGUCAAUAUUGCAAUAUCUUUUGCAAGUGGUAUCUAUUAUAAUGGUUGGUCAUCUCGGUCAACUUUCCCUCUCUAGCGUUGCCAUUGCCACCUCUCUCACCAAUGUUACGGGCUUUAGUCUUCUUUCGGGACUGGCUGGUGGGUUGGAAACUCUAUGUGGGCAAGCUUAUGGAGCAGGGGAGUAUAAAAAACUUGGAACCUAUACUUGCACUGCAAUCAUUUCUCUCAUUCUGGUUUGUCUCCCAGUCUGUGUUCUAUGGAUUUUCAUGGACAAACUAUUAAUUCUCAUAGGCCAAGACCCUAUAAUAUCACUUGAAGCCCGCAAAUACUCGAUGUGGCUCAUUCCUGCACUAUUUGGCGGUGCAGUUCUUAAGCCAUUGACUCGGUACUUCCAGUCACAGAGUUUGAUUAUUCCAAUGCUUUUUGGCACCUGUUUUGUUCUAUGCUUCCAUAUACCUGCAUGUUGGACUCUUAUAUAUAAGCUGGAAUUAGGAAGUAUUGGUGCAGCAUUAGCCUUCUGUGCAUCAACUUGGCUGAACGUGAUAUUACUCGGCUUUUAUGUGAUUUAUUCUCCAGCCUUAGAGAAAACCCGUGUCCCUUUUUCGAAACAUGCUUUGCUUGGUAUCUCAGAAUUCUAUCGCUUGGCCAUCCCUUCCUCUGUAAUGGUUUGUCUUAAAUGGUGGUCGUGUGAAGUGCUUAUUUUGCUGUGUGGCCUUUUACCAAAUCCAAAGCUGGAGACGUCUGUGCUCUCCAUAUGCCUUACAAUUUCUACAUUGCACUUCACUAUAGCCUAUGGAUUAGGGGCUGCUGCAAGUACUCGAAUUUCAAAUGAACUGGGAGCUCAAAAUCCACAAGCAGCUAGAGUGGCUAUUUGGGCUGCAAUCUUCCUUUCUGUCACAGAGGCAAUUAUUGUAAGCGUGACUCUCUUCUGUUGCCGCUAUGUUUUGGGAUAUGCAUACAGCAGUGAGAAGCAGGUUGUGAAUUAUAUUGCAGUUAUGGCUCCUGUAAUAUGUGUCUCCAUUGUUAUGGACGGCUUACAAGCAGUACUUUCUGGGGUUGCUAGAGGAAGCGGAUGGCAGCAUAUAGGUGCCUAUGUCAACCUUGGGGCAUUUUAUCUGGUUGGACUCCCAGUGGGAGCUGUACUUGGUUUCAUUCUACAUUUAAGAGGGAAGGGCCUUUGGAUUGGAAUUGUUACUGGUUCUAUUGUGCAAUCAACGCUUCUUUCUCUUGUGACAGGUUUCACAAAUUGGAAGGAACAGGCGAGCAAGGCCAGAGAAAGGUUAUUCGAGGGGAAAGCUUACAAUGGAUCAGAUUCAGUCUGCAGGGAAGAAACUUGAAGAAGUUGAUAAAAUGUAUUUUCUUUUAGGCUUUCUUUUUUUAUGUCUUAAAGUUUGUGAUUAAGAUGAACUUUUAAAAGUAUAGCUACCUAAAAUCAUCUUUGCUCAAGUGUGUUGUUUGUAGACAGUGUACUAGUGGUUUUAAUGUUGGUACAAUUUUCUAUUUUUCCCCU